AUGGGGAGCCGCCGCGCCGCGCUGCUGCUGCUGCUCCUGCGCUCCGUCAAGCUGCUGCGGCGGCGCUUCCGGCUGCUGCUGGUGCUCGCCGUGGUGUCCGUGGGGCUCUGGACUCUCUAUCUGGAACUGGUGGCGUCGGCCCAGGUCGGCGGGAACCCCCUGAACCGGAGGUAUGGCAGCUGGAGAGAACUGGCCAAGGCUCUAGCCAGCAGGAACAUUCCAGCUGUGGAUCCAAAUCUUCAGUUCUACCAUCCCCAGAGACGAGGCCUCCGGGACCAAGACUUUGAGCGAGGUGGGAGCAGUAACAGCAGCUACCUGCAGUGGAAUAAAGCUGUCCCCUGGCUCUCCGAGUUCCGGGGCCGCGCCAACCUGCAUGUGUUUGAAGACUGGUGUGGCAGCUCCAUCCAGCAGCUCAGGAGAAACCUGCACUUCCCUCUGUACCCCCAUAUCCGCACAACUCUGAGGAAGCUGGCCGUGUCUCCCAAAUGGACCAACUAUGGCCUCCGCAUCUUCGGCUACCUGCACCCCUUCACCGAUGGGCCAAUCCAGUUUGCCAUUGCUGCAGACGACAACGCGGAAUUCUGGCUGAGCCAGGACGACCAGGUGUCAGGUCUUCAGCUACUGGCCAGUGUGGGCAAGGCUGGAAAGGAGUGGACUGCCCCUGGAGAAUUUGGGAAAUUUCAGAGUCAAAUUUCCAAGCCAGUGAGCCUGUCAGCCUCCCGCAGAUACUACUUUGAAGUGCUACACAAGCAGAAUGACGAGGGCACCGACCACGUGGAAGUCGCAUGGCGACGGAAUGACCCUGGAGCCAAGUUCUCCAUCAUUGACUCCUCUUCCCUGUCCCUCUUCACAAACGAGACGUUCCUAAGGAUGGAUGAGGUGGGCCACAUCCCACAGACAGCAGCCAGCCAUGCAGGCUCCCCAGACUCUCGUCCCACAGAUGAGCAGCCCCCCGCUGACAUGCUUCGGCCUGACCCCCGGGACACCCUCUAUCGAGUGCCUCUGAUCUCCAAGUCUCAUCUCCGCCACGUCCUGCCUGAUUGUCCCUACAAACCCAGCUACCUGGUGGAUGGGCUCCCCCUGCAGCGCUACCAGGGCCUCCGGUUUGUUCAUCUGUCCUUUGUUUACCCCAAUGAUUACACUCGCCUGAGCCACAUGGAAACCUAUAACAAAUGCUUCUACCAAGAAAGCACAUUCUACCAGGACAGGUUCAGUUUCCAGGAGUACAUCAAGUUUGACCAGCCUGAGAAGCAGGGGCCGGAGCAGCCAGGUUUUGAGGAAGGCCUUCUGGAAGAGUCCCAGUAUGGAGAGGCAGCGGAGGAGACACCUGUUUCCACUGAGCCAGAGGGAAAACAAGUGCCUACCUCUACCCCUGGGCAGGAUAUCACUGACUACCACCUCCGAAGCCUGCGGAAACUCCUGGCCCGGCCCCAGGAGGGGCUGCCUGCCCCCUCUUCCAAGCAGAACUCUGUAACCCCCUUCCCAGUGAAGACCAGUAACACCCCAGGCCAGCAAGCAGAGAAGAGGGAGAGAAAACCCAGACCUGAGCCCAGCCCAAACCCACCUCAGUCUGCCAAGUGGCCUGGGCACCUGGUGGGGAACCUACCUCAAGUCAAAAGGCCCAGGCCCACUGGGGACAGCCCUAGGAAGACACUAGGGCAGUCCCAGUGGCUUAAUCAAGUUGAGUCAUACAUCGCAGAGCAGAGGAGGGGUGACAGGAUGGAGCCUCCGGCCCCGAGGAGGGGUUGGCCUGGGGAGGAGAAGGUGGUAGCAGCUGCAGGCCAGGACGGGCAGGUGGAGGAAGAGGAAGAGGGUGAAGAAGAGGAAGAGGAAGAAGACGUGAGUGAGGUGUUUGAAUACGUGCCCAUGUUUGACCCAGUGGUAAACUGGGACCAGACCUUCAGUGCACAGAACUUCGACUUACAAGCCUUGCGAACUGACUGGAUUGAUCUGAGCUGUAACACGUCUGGCAACCUGCUGCUUCCAGAGCAGGAGGCUCUCGAGAUCACACGGGUCUUCAUGAAGAAGCUCAACCAGAGGAGCCGGGGGAGAUACCAGCUGCGGCGCAUUGUGAAUGUGGAGAAGCGGCAAGACCAGCUGCGUGGGGGUCGCUACCUCCUGGAGCUUGAGCUGCUGGAGCAAGGCCAGCGCGUGGUGCGGCUCUCUGAGUACGUGUCUGCGCGAGGCUGGCAGGGCAUCGAUCCAGCUGGUGGGGAAGAGGCCGAGGCCCGGAACCUGCAGGGCCUGGUGUGGGGCCCACACAACCGCCAGAGACGUGUCUUGAAUGUCCGGGCCCCAGAGCCCAAGCUGUGCUGGCCCCAGGGCUUCUCCUGGAAUCACCGAGCAGUGGUCCACUUCAUCGUGCCUGUGAAGAACCAGGCGCGCUGGGUGCAGCAGUUCAUCACAGACAUGGAAAAGCUGUUCCAGGCCACCGGUGACCCACACUUCAACAUCAUCAUCACGGACUAUAGCAGUGAGGACAUGGAUGUCGAGAUGGCCCUGAAAAGGUCCAAGCUGCGGAGCUACCAGUACAUGAAACUAAGUGGAAACUUCGAGCGCUCAGCUGGACUUCAGGCUGGCAUAGACCUGGUGAAGGACCCGCACAGCAUCAUCUUCCUCUGUGAUCUCCACAUCCACUUCCCAGCCGGCAUCAUUGACACCAUCCGGAAGCACUGCGUGGAGGGCAAGAUGGCCUUCGCCCCCAUGGUGAUGAGACUUCAUUGUGGGGCCACGCCCCAGUGGCCUGAGGGCUACUGGGAAGUGAAUGGAUUUGGACUGCUUGGCAUCUACAAGUCAGACCUAGAGAGGAUCGGAGGCAUGAACACCAAGGAGUUCCGAGACCGCUGGGGCGGGGAAGACUGGGAGCUGCUGGACAGGAUCCUCCAAGCAGGCCUGGAAGUGGACCGUCUCUCCCUCAGGAACUUCUUCCAUCACUUCCAUUCCAAGCGAGGCAUGUGGAACCGCCGCCAGAUGAAGAUGCCGUGA
Messenger RNA from Pipistrellus nathusii (Nathusius's pipistrelle), 2985 nucleotides. The record is from the annotation of a GenBank genome assembly. Lineage: Eukaryota; Metazoa; Chordata; Mammalia; Chiroptera; Vespertilionidae.